UGGUCGCCGGGCGGCCCGACUCGGCCGGGAGACGCGGGCGCCGCGGGGGGACGCCGAGCCCGGGCGCCGCCGGCCAGCGCGGGAGCCGCGGCGGGGUGGCCGCGGGGAGAUGGGAGCACUGAGGCCCGAGAGCCGUGGUGGGGCUGUGUAAGGGUGCGGAGGAGCAGGAGCUCGCUGGGAGUGCUCACGUCUCGGGCACAGCCCUUGCUCCGAUCCCCCCACCGGCGAACAGCAUGCACCAUCCCCGGAGCUCCCCGAUGACCUUCGGUCUCCUGCCCAGCCCCCCCAGGAGGCCCUGAUGCCCUGGGGCACUUCUGCGGUGCACAGGACCACGUGGGGGUUUGCAAUGGUGACAUAAAGGGGCGCAGAGGCAGGAAGGAGCGCACCCAGCCUGCAGACUGUGCCCCCGGCUGAGGAAGGGCCGGGGCCUGGACCCUCCGUUCCCGCUGCCCGCUCAGGGCCUCCUCCGCGACGUCUCUGUGACUCUGUUGCUCCGUGGACGACUCUGCGCAGGCCCUCGGGGUGGCCAGGGCGGCCGGACUCUGGCGGCCGAGGCCUGGGGGCCAGGAUGCCCGCCCUGGCGUGCCUCCGCAGGCUGCGUCGGCACCUGUCCCCCCAGGCCGUGCUCUUCUUGCUCUUCGUCUUCUGCCUGUUCAGCGUCUUUGUCUCCGCCUACUACCUGUAUGGCUGGAAGCGGGGCCUGGAGCCCUCGGCGGACGCCGUGGAGCUGGACAGUGGCGGUGGCGGCGGCGGAGGCGGGGGCGGCGGGGACCCCCCACCCGUGGCCCCCAGCCGCCUGCUUCCCCUCAAGCCCGUGCAGCCGGUCACCCCUUCCCGCACGGACCCCUCGGUGCUGGUGUUUGUGGAGAGCCUCUACUCCCAGCUGGGCCAGGAGGUGGUGGCCAUCCUGGAGUCCAGCCGCUUCAAGUACCGCACCGAGAUCGCGCCGGGCAAGGGCGACAUGCCCACCCUCACCGACAAGGGCCGCGGCCGCUUUGCCCUCAUCAUCUAUGAGAACAUCCUCAAGUAUGUCAACCUGGACGCCUGGAACCGGGAGCUGCUGGACAAGUACUGUGUGGCCUACGGCGUGGGCAUCAUCGGCUUCUUCAAGGCCAACGAGAACAGCCUCCUGAGCGCCCAGCUCAAGGGCUUCCCCUUGUUCCUGCACUCGAACCUGGGCCUGAAGGACUGCAGCAUCAACCCCAAGUCCCCGCUGCUCUACGUGACGCGGCCCAGCGAGGUGGACAAGGGUGUGCUGCCCGGCGAGGACUGGACGGUCUUCCAGUCCAACCAUUCCACCUACCAGCCGGUGCUGCUGGCCAAGACGCGCUCGUCCGAGUCCAUCCCGCACCUGGGCGCCGACGCAGGCCUCCACGCCGCGCUGCACGCCACGGUGGUCCAGGACCUGGGCCUGCACGACGGCAUCCAGCGCGUGCUCUUCGGCAACACCCUCAACUUCUGGCUGCACAAGCUGAUCUUCGUGGACGCCGUGGCCUUCCUCACCGGCAAGCGCCUCUCGCUGCCCCUGGACCGCUACAUCCUGGUGGACAUCGACGACAUCUUCGUGGGCAAGGAGGGCACGCGCAUGAAGAAGGAGGAUGUGAAGGCCCUGUUCGAUACGCAAAACGAGCUGCGGACACACAUCCCGAACUUCACCUUCAACCUGGGCUACUCAGGGAAAUUCUUCCACACAGGUACUGACGCCGAGGACGCGGGGGACGACCUGCUGCUGUCGUACGUGAAGGAGUUCUGGUGGUUCCCGCACAUGUGGAGCCACAUGCAGCCGCACCUCUUCCACAACCAGUCGGUGCUGGCUGAGCAGAUGGCCCUGAACAAGAAGUUCGCUGUCGAGCAUGGCAUUCCCACCGACAUGGGCUACGCCGUGGCGCCCCACCACUCGGGCGUGUACCCUGUGCACGUGCAGCUCUACGAGGCCUGGAAGCAGGUGUGGGGCAUCCGGGUGACCAGCACCGAGGAGUACCCCCAUCUAAAGCCAGCCCGCUACCGCCGUGGCUUCAUCCACAACGGCAUCAUGGUCCUUCCACGGCAGACCUGCGGCCUCUUCACGCAUACCAUCUUCUACAGCGAGUACCCGGGGGGCCCCGGCGAGCUGGACAAGAUCAUCAACGGCGGCGAGCUCUUCCUCACCGUGCUCCUUAACCCGAUCAGCAUCUUCAUGACGCACCUGUCCAACUACGGCAACGACCGUCUGGGCCUGUACACCUUCCGGCACUUGGUGCGUUUCCUGCACACCUGGACCAACCUGAGGCUGCAGACGCUGCCCCCCGUGCAGCUGGCCCAGAAGUACUUCCAGAUCUUCUCUGAGGAGAAGGACCCACUCUGGCAGGACCCCUGUGAGGACAAACGCCACAAAGACAUCUGGUCCAAGGAGAAGACAUGUGACCGCUUCCCAAAGCUCCUCAUCAUUGGCCCCCAGAAAACAGGCACCACGGCCCUAUACCUGUUCCUCGGCAUGCACCCGGACCUCAGCAGCAACUACCCCAGCUCCGAGACAUUCGAGGAGAUCCAGUUCUUCAACGGGCACAACUAUCACAAAGGCAUUGACUGGUACAUGGAGUUCUUCCCUAUCCCCUCCAACACCACCUCUGAUUUCUACUUCGAGAAAAGCGCCAACUACUUUGAUUCGGAAGUGGCGCCCCGGCGGGCAGCUGCGCUGCUGCCCAAGGCCAAAAUCCUGACCAUCCUCAUCAACCCCGCUGACAGGGCCUACUCCUGGUACCAGCAUCAGAGAGCCCACGAUGACCCAGUGGCCCUCAAGUACACUUUCCACGAGGUGAUCACGGCCGGGCCUGAGGCGUCGGUGAAGCUGCGUGCCCUCCAGAGCCGCUGCCUGGUGCCCGGCUGGUAUGCCACCCACAUCGAGCGCUGGCUCAGCGCCUUCCAUGCCAACCAGAUUCUGGUCCUGGACGGCAAGUUGCUGCGGACAGAACCUGCCAAAGUGAUGGACACGGUGCAGAAGUUCCUCGGAGUGACCAACACCAUCGACUACCACAAGACCCUGGCGUUUGAUCCAAAGAAAGGAUUUUGGUGCCAACUGCUUGAAGGAGGAAAAACCAAGUGUCUGGGCAAAAGCAAGGGCCGGAAAUACCCAGAAAUGGACUUGGAUUCCCGCACCUUCCUGAAGGACUAUUACCGGGAACACAAUGUGGAGCUGUCCAAGCUGCUGUACAAGAUGGGCCAGACCCUGCCCACCUGGCUGCGGGAGGACCUCCAGAACACCAGGUAGCCAUGGCCAGCACUGUCAGACACAACGUUGGUGACGGCAGGGACCUCCCGCCGCACGCUGAGCCAGACUGCGGCCUGCGGGUGGGGACCAGCCGGCCAGCAGCACUUAGCAAUACAACGUGGGCCUGGCAGGGGCAGCACCACGCGCACCGGGCGCCCAGCGUGGGCCUUUGGACCUCCGGCCACCAGAGGUUCAUGCUGUCCCCAGCCUGUCUCGGGGGCCACUUCCUGGUAAGAGGGAGUCGGAUGGAUCCUCUCUCUGUCCUCACUGUGUUCUCCCCAUCGUACCUGCCCUCAGUCCCUCAGUAUUAGCUGCCGGACUGUCCCUGUCCUCCAGACAGUGGGGGAGAAGCGCCCAGAGGGGGCUCUUGCCAAACCAGGGACAGAGACUGGACAUCUCCUGACUUGUUCCGAGCCAGGCCCUGCCGAGGGGCCCCGCCGAGUGCCAGGACACGACUCUGCAGAGUCCUGCUUAGACUCCCACAGCUCACCGUCCCUCAGGGGAGAGACCGUCUCUGGUUCCGACAGGGCCCGCUCCCAGGCCUUCCUCAGGACGGGGCCGCGGCUCACCACCACCCAGCCCUGGCCCCUUCUGCACUCUGGGAUAGGACGAUGACGACGACGACGAGAGUGGUGUUUCCUGUGGUUACAGACUGGCCGUCACACACCUGCCCAUGUACAUACGUGUCCCUCUGCCUCCCAGUGUGGCCCCGAGAGGCACUGGGCAUCGUGGGUGAGACCCAGCUGCCGCUUUGCCCAGCUACCACCGGCCAAGGAGUUCCGGACACCCCCUAACCUCCCCAAUACUAAGAAGCUAAAGUAUUUUAAUAAUCUGUUUUUUUUUCUUGGUGCCAGAGUUUAUACCUGGGUGCUGGGGUCACACUGUGUUUAAAGUGUAUAUAUAUAUAUACAUAUAUACACACACACACAUACACACACACAUACACACAUACACAUGUCUGUACCUAUAUAUGUGUGUAUAUGUAUGCAUAUGUAAUGUGUACAUAUAUAUUCUAUUUUUCGGUUGG
Molecule: messenger RNA, 4274 nt
Organism: Sorex fumeus (smoky shrew)
Lineage: Eukaryota; Metazoa; Chordata; Mammalia; Eulipotyphla; Soricidae
Gene: NDST1
Product: N-deacetylase and N-sulfotransferase 1
Exons: 16
Coding region: 569-3247 (892 amino acids)
Cellular component (GO): Golgi apparatus
Molecular function (GO): deacetylase activity; heparan sulfate N-sulfotransferase activity
Source: RefSeq, a predicted model, not a curated record